Sinocyclocheilus anshuiensis is the source of this 711-nucleotide messenger RNA. Its product is annotated as methyltransferase-like protein 25. Lineage: Eukaryota; Metazoa; Chordata; Actinopteri; Cypriniformes; Cyprinidae. The transcript is spliced from 9 exons. The record is from RefSeq and is a predicted model, not a curated record. Bases 1 to 711 code for a protein of 236 amino acids.
AUGGAGAGGGACUUGGAUGUGUCCAUAGAUGCAGUUCUGGUUGGGCUGCAUACGUGUGGAGAUUUGGCCCCCAGCACUCUGAGGAUUUUCAGGGCCAAACAGGAGCUGCGCGCCGUUUGCACUGUGGGCUGCUGCUAUCAUCUGCUCUCUGAAGAGUUUGAUCAGGACAGACAGAGGUGUGUUGAUGGUGUGUGUGGUUUCCCUAUGAGUCAGUAUCUGAAGGCUCAGGCAUGUUUCUGUGGUCGAAAUGCCAGGAUGUCAGCAUGUCUCGCUCUGGAGGCAGUGUCUGCUGGAGGAGGGCUGCCUAUGGAGUCACUUUUUUAUCGGGCGGUUCUUCAUGUUAUUUUACGAGAUCAUUACGAUUGCUUUGAAAGUGAGAAAUGUGUUGGGAAGGUGUACUCCAAAGCCUCAUCGUUUGUGGACUAUGUCAGACAAGCACUUAGGAAGCUGGAUCUGGAUGACACCAAACUAUCUGACGGUGACAUUCAGCGCUAUCAUAAACACUACAUUCCCAGAAUGAAUGAGAUGGUGGCUUUUAACAUGUUGAAAGUCAUUUUGGCUCCGUGUAUAGAGGGUCUCAUCCUCCUCGACCGACUUUGUUACUUGAAAGAGCAGGACAAUGUGUCUCAUUCUGCGCUGGUUCAGCUCUUUGACCCUCUCCAGUCCCCUAUAUGUUAUGCAGUUGUUGGUAUAAAGGAAUCUACCGUUUGA